Molecule: messenger RNA, 5542 nt
Organism: Anopheles gambiae (African malaria mosquito)
Lineage: Eukaryota; Metazoa; Arthropoda; Insecta; Diptera; Culicidae
Exons: 3
Coding region: 1712-3454 (580 amino acids)
Source: RefSeq, a predicted model, not a curated record
UGGUUUGAGCGUUUUUUUCGGGAAAAGUAAACACGAAAAGCGAUAAUUCGAGCCGUAAAUGGGCGUGUGUGUGAGUGCGCGAGAGAGAAUGAUUACAGCCGAGUUUAUUGUGGUUGAUCGCGUGUGUGAGAAAAAAAGGAAGGAAUUCGGCUUGAGUGAUCCAGUGACGCAGCAGAACAAGUAGUGGCGGCGGUGGCGUCGGGGCCGAACCACUUGGGGGGCGUGUAAUCAUCCAUCGGGGGAUUGGGUGUGUGUGUGUUAAUAUCACUUUCAUUCUUGCUUUUUACACACACGCGUGGCCAUCCCCUUCGCGGACGAUAUGGCGCCCCCAGAGCCACACGCAAUCAGCGGGCGAGCCCUCGGAAAAGCGUGAGUGAGCGAGCGAGCGAGCGAGUUGUUGGAGUUUGGUGUGAUUGUGGUUUGGUGAAUUGUAAGUGAAGAUCGCGCAAAGAACAACAAGUGCCUACUACGAAAAAGGGAAGUCGCCGCCACCGACGGAUCGUUCACGUGGGAUUCAUUCGCCGUUCCCGGUUAAAUUCUUGCAAAUUACACAAAAUUCUAUUUCAUGUACCGCUACCCAACUACCGCUUGAAUGAAUGAUUCCCCUCCGAAAUGAACCACUCCCGGAUGAACGAGCGAUGAACCCAUCUGGCAAAGCGUGCAAUAAGGAUAGCUCUAUACGGUCGUGCACCGUGCGAGAGCAGGAUGCGUACGUUUCGGGCUCCGGUCGGCCGACCAGAUUCGUCGGUCGCUUCGCAAUGCCGACGCACACAGAGGCUCGUCACUUGGCCCGCGGACGCUGGAGCGCUUUGCGUACAAACUGGUAUAACGCCAACCCGUCGGACAACGCUUGAAACCAUCGUCGAGCAUGCAUGCAGGUGUAUGCUGUGCUGUGUACUGUGUUGGUGGUGAUAUCGUACAACGCGCGUCCUUUUCCCAGUUGAAGGAUUGCGUGCGGGAUUGAUUGUGCAUUCUUCCUCUAACGAGUGUUGUGUUGAAUCGACUGCAAAAAAAGAAAAAGAAGCGAUAGUACACGUGCAAGGGAAAUUGUGCUUUAAUCGAUCAUUAGUGUGUAACGUACGAGUCGUGUGUGGACGUCGACAAAGCACACAAACAUUCGUGCUGUGGCUGGUGAAGUGUUGUGUCCUGUAAAAGUGAAGAGGGAAAGAGAGAGAGCGACAGAGCAGUGCGUGAAUUGGCGUCAGUUCGCCAACGGAAAAUGGAAGUGAAAUUAAAUUUGUCUCAUUAAGGGCUGAUUGGAUUUUUUAGCGCACUAUAAGAGCAGUGGCGUGGGAGGGUGUAUUGGUGUCUCUAUGUGUGUGUGUGCGGUGGGGUGUGUAAAUACCGACCGAAAGUGUCCAUUUAUGUCAUCUCCCGGGUGGCGGUGCCAUAUGCUGUCGCUCAAAGUGCCACCGUGUUUCGCUAUUUAAUUCCAUUCGACGUGAAUAGCUUCUGUUCUAGCAGCAACAGAAGAGCCAUUUGGUGCGCGAGAACGAGUGUGUGUGUGUGUGAGUGUGUCGUCUCUAUCUAUCUAACGAUCGGGGAGUCGGGAAUCGAAAUCAAAUCAAAUACGAUCGAUCAAAGAAGAAAAUAAAAACGAAACGAGUGGUCUGUUGUAUCGUGAGUAGAAAGAAGUCUCGCCAAGAAAGUCCCAGGCGCACUGGGGAAUUGAAUUGAACGUCCGCAACGCCUCACGCCCCGGAGGACGACGAUGACCAUGUCGCAUCUACUGAAGCAAACGAAAAAAUGCUGCGCGAAGAUAAUUCGCAAACUGUCCUUCAAUCCGGUCUCGGCGACGAACGGCAGCAGUGGUGGGGCCGACCAUUCACCGACCAACAAUGGGCACGGGUUGAACAAUCGCAUCACGACGGCCAAGUACGUGCUGCACAAGAACUGCACGCCGACCCGGUGCAAGGUGCAGCCGCGGGACGGAACCGUCGUGGACGAUGGCGCCGUCGAAGGCUGGAUGGCCGCGGACACGCGCAUGGCCCCGGACGCGCACGGUGCCUUCUAUCCCCUCGGGGAGGAACGGUCCUCCUCGAACCCAUCGCCACCGCCCAUCCCCGAGACGCAGAACAACUACAAGCUGAGCCGAAGCAUGAAGAACCUGCCGAAGAAGCGCACCAACAUCACCGCCAACAAGAACGUGAAUCUGCGCAAAUGCUUCCGAUUGCGCUCCAAGACGUUUGACGGACCGUUGGCCCUGGAGGGUGGCGAUGGCGGUGGGCGGACGAUGCAGGAAAGUACGCUCGGAAGCACCCCCUCGAUCGUGGAAGGCGGAAACCACCAUCGUAGUGAAGGCGUUGGAGGCGAACGGCGUGAAACGAUGACGGCGGCUGACUCGAUGACACUGGCGAGCAACAACAGCAGCAGUCGGCUGAUCGGAGCGAAGUUGGACAAGAUCAGCAAGAGUCUGAUGCGGUCCGGGGAUGGGGAGGGUAGUACGCUCGACAUUGCCAAGCCACUGUUCCUGUCCGCGAGCAAACAUCGGCGCAGCAACUACAACCACAUCGAGGGAUGCGAUGAUGACGAUGCGGUGAUAAGAGGAAACGAUGCCAACGGGCACUGGAGGCAAGAGGAAGAGCUGGUACUGACAUCCGCCACGGGGACAUCCGCUCUCGGCAGGAGAGAGUCCCGCUUGGAGCAGGAAACGACCCUCUCGACGAUGGUGGAGGAGCAAGACCCGGCGGCGGCGGCGGCCGAACAGACGCCGUCGGUGAUGGAGCGGCUGACGGUGGCGGAGACGGCGGCGGCACUGCUCUUCGAGAAGGUCAAGUACGACCGCACCAAGCGCUACCUGAUCGACCAGCUGACGGACGGUGGAGGCGGGGGAGGAGAGCACGGUGCCGCCAGUAGCCCGCCGAGCGCUUCGUCCUGCUGCCCGUCCCCGUUCCAUCUGGCGAAGAGUGAGGACUUUGUCGAUCCGUGGAAGAACUACAACAUCCGGCCGAGUGGGACGGGCUGGGACAAGGUGUCCAAAAGCCCGUGGGAUUCGUCCGCCAAGCCGAGCCCGGUGCGCGGCGAACUCAGCAAAGCGCCGCUGACGCACACGUUCGUGGCGAUCCCGCCGCACCAGCAACAGCAGCACCAGUCGCAGCACCAAACCUCCCUACCGUCCUACCAGCCGAUGCGCACCCAUUGGAACCCGUUCGAGUACUCGCCGGCACAUCUCGCCCGGCUUGCCGCGGCCGGAGUCAACGCCCAGACGACUCCUCCGCCACAUCAGCAGCAGCAGCAAUACCGGCCAGCGUUCCAGGUGCAGACGGACGUCUGGGAGAACCUGAACAGCAAGCACUACGAGAUCGACACGGACGUGGUGUGGCGGUCGACCCGCUGCUCCUCCCGCCGUACCAGCGCCAGCACGGUCGAGACGUGGAUCGACGACGAAACGUUCGACAACUCCUUCAACGAGGAGCUGGAGCGGCGCUGUGCUACGCUGAAGAUUUGCGAGUGAGCUGCGAGUGCGUCGCGGAACAACCGUCGGGAUCAGAUUCCGUCCACCAGAGGCAUAUAUUAGAGGGGUUCCGAGGGAGACAGAGAGAGAGAGCAGCAGCAGAGCGAGAGUGGUCACUCCUUCUCUUCCAUUUUGUGCAGUUUUAUAGGGUUUUCCAGGAGUUCUCAUGUAAAGGGGAAUUGGACUGUAUAGCACCCUUGUUGGACAAAUCCAAUAGGAAUUUCCAAGGAGCCUGUUCGAAACGGGUGUCAUAGAGUCCAAAUUUCCAACUAUGAGAACCCCUCCAAAACCCUGUGGAGUGUGUGUGUGUGUGGAAGAUCUUUUGAAGUGAAUGUGGCCAACAUCUCGCAACUGUCUCUCUCUCUCUCUGUGCCUCUUUCUCUCUUUAUUUAUGUCACAAUGCGGCAAUAUUAGAUAUCUCCGGAGGACAAGCCGAGUCAAGGGUGGUUGUCACGGGCCAGUGUAAAAUGGGUGCAGUUGGUGCCAUUAGUGGGGAACCUUAAACGUAAACUAGCUAAAUGGGAGGAAGAACGAAGGAUUUCUUUUUUACACAUGAUUUUCUUUUGUGAUAUAUCGUAGUACCAGUAUGCGCGUGUGUUUUUUAGUUGUUUUUUUUUUAAUUGGUUUAGAAUUCCUGCUUUAAUUAACUCUUACCAGUGUGGCGUUGUUAAGUGCUUAGCUUUUAAGGAGUCGAGGGGUUUAAUCAAAUAGCAACUGUAAGAAUGAUACCAGCAUAGAUAGAAGAACCAGAGUGCGUGCUAUAAGGAGGAAACAGCAACACGAGCAGCAUGCAGAAUAUAUAUUUAUAUCGACAAACACAAGAGGGAAAGUAGAUCUCACGCAGACGACAAGUGCGCUUUCGCUUCAAUUCGGGUGUGUGUGUGUAAAUACGUUUUGUUUUACUAAUUCGUAAGUCAUCCUUUUAACCUUUAUUAUCGACACAAGCCGCCGCCACCAUCAAGAGUCGUGAUAGAAGGAUUGCGGGCAGGAGGAGCUUGGGGCCAUAUAGAAACAAAAGAGAGAGAAUGAGAGAGAGAGGGAGAUGAUGUUGGGUUGUCAGGAGAACACACACAGUAGGCUGUAGACAACACACAACGCCACCACCACCAAGCAGCUUUAAUUAAGGUCCGUUUUGUUUGCUGUGUGUGGUUACGUUAAACGCUCCUUGCCUCAAUUCCUUCUGCUUUUUCUUCUUGUUAUUUAAUCUUCCGUAAAAAGAAAAGAAAACAAACACGCGCGGAAAAAGAGAGACACUAUACUCAACACGUGGGAAAGGGUUAGGACAGAAAUCACAGCAAACAACAAACAGCACACGCAGUAACAGUAAUUACUGCUUCUCGCCGCUUCUGAAGAGAUUAACGAACAACACGCACAGAGAGAGAGAGAGUGAGAGAGAGCCAUUAACAACAACCACCACUAUCCGUGAUUUGUGUGAAAAAGGAAAAUUGGAAACAAAUGGAAGAAGCGGGUCGGGAGUAAAAACCCGAAGGAUUGCCUAAUAGAGGGAUCAAGUUGGUGUGUUGUGGGUCUUCCACCUCAGCAGGGAAAGGAUAAUUAUCGGGAAGCUGCCCGGUACAGCAAUUGCUGGGUGCGACGGCUACCGAUGGGAGAAGAACCCCCGAGAAGAAGAGGAAACGUGCAAAGCAAAGCGAGUAGAAUGGGUUUUGAUCGAUCUUAGUAAGGCGCUUGGUGGUGGUGGUGAUGUAGGCUCCGUUGCUAUGGUGUGCAAUGAUCCCCAGCGCGGUUGCUUGAUCUUCUCAUCUCAGUUGUGAAAAGGGUGACGACGACGACGAGAAUCGAGAGAGGAAACCUGUUUAGGAGCUAAUCCAAUAAAUACUCCGAAUAGGAGGAGAAUGAAGAACCCUGCGCGCUCCUUCACACCUCUUUUGUCCCUUUUUUUUGGGGGGUAUCAUGAAAAAUGGGAGUGUGAUUAUGAUUCUGUCUAUGUUUAUAAGAAAAGCACCAGUCGCUAGUAUUAGAAUUGUAUUAGGAAGGCCAGAGAGGAGGCGAAAAGAAAGAGAAGAUUAUAAUGAUUAUAAUAAUAACAAUGAUAAUACAAACUCACUUACACUAAAGUGCGAAAAUUAA